AUGAACGAAUUGUCCGAGGCCACCUCGCUGAUCGGCGCCGGCCUCGCCCUAUUCCUGUCCCUGUGCGACCUCCAGAUUAAAGGCACCAUGGCUGUCGUAUGGCUGCUAUCGGAAAACAUCGCGACCAAGCAUGAGGGCGCGGCAGUCAUUAACCGCAAGCUAAACCUUUACCACGACCUUUUCUAA
This is a messenger RNA of Pyricularia oryzae 70-15, 186 nucleotides long. RefSeq lists its product as uncharacterized. The coding region runs from base 1 to 186 and encodes 61 amino acids. The record is from RefSeq and is a predicted model, not a curated record. NCBI's taxonomy places the organism in Eukaryota, Fungi, Ascomycota, Sordariomycetes, Magnaporthales, Pyriculariaceae. The transcript has 2 exons.